Episyrphus balteatus (marmalade hoverfly) is the source of this 972-nucleotide messenger RNA. RefSeq lists its product as uncharacterized. Bases 1 to 972 code for a protein of 323 amino acids. NCBI's taxonomy places the organism in Eukaryota, Metazoa, Arthropoda, Insecta, Diptera, Syrphidae. The record is from RefSeq and is a predicted model, not a curated record. The transcript has a single exon.
AUGGCAAAUUGUUCUUUACGUAACGAAAUUGCUGAUUAUGAAAUUGAUUCUAUUAUAAGCAAUGGAAUAUGUCGGAAAAUUUUUCACGUGAAAUGCAUUGAUGCUCCAAACAGCUCUAUAAAAUUAUUUGCCAAAAAUAGAUCUUUCUAUCAUUUCUGUGAAGAGUGCGAUCCUUUCGCAUACACUAAUAUUGCUCGAAAUGUCAUUGAAAACACCAACCGUUUAGAAAACAUGCACAAACAACUACUGUACCUUUCAGACAAAAUUGAAAACCUAGCAUCACAACAUCCACAUCAAGGCCGACUUACAAGAAGUAAGUUAAAAAAUUCGAAUGCUAACUCUGAGCAAAGUUCUUCCUCAUCUACAAAACGGAAAAGUGAAGAAGUGGACAAGGACACAGAUAUUGGUCAACUGAAUCCUUUCAUAAAGAAACAAAGUUUAUCUGUUUCAACUAAUCCGGUCUCCAUAACAACACAAGAAUCAAGAACAAUUUCUUCCACUGAAACUAUUACUGCAAGUUCUCCUUCUGCAUCAGUUCAAACUUCCUUACCAAACUCCUCGAGUCAACCAUUUUUAUUACCUGCAGUAGAGCGACCCGCAAUAGAGCGACCUGCAGUAGAGCGACCUGCAGUAGAGCAACCUGCAAUCGAAGAUAAUAGAUACGAAUAUCCUAUUGAACAUGGACUUAAAGUUGUUGAAGGUCAAAAACAAAUUUUUAUUUCUAAACUUGCACCAUCUACAAAUGCUUUAGAUACUAAAACUUAUUUAAUUCAGAAAAUUGGUAAACUAGAAUUAAUCACAGUGGAGAAAAUGCUACAAAGGAACUAUUCCAAGUAUGCAUCAUUUAAAAUAAGUUGUCCGGACUCGAUAUUCCAUUUACUGAAUUCUCCAUUAUUUUGGCUUAAUGGUGUAAUCGUACAUGAAUUUGUGAACAGGAACUCAAAGAUACAACCACACCAUUUUCGACAGUAA